Seminavis robusta is the source of this 1086-nucleotide messenger RNA. The record is from the annotation of a GenBank genome assembly. NCBI's taxonomy places the organism in Eukaryota, Bacillariophyta, Bacillariophyceae, Naviculales, Naviculaceae.
AUGUCUUCUUCAUAUGUUUGGGUUCAGCUCUACUACAAGCAUGAGGGAAGGGAGGAUCUCGAGCUGAAAGGAGGCCGUUUCGACAUUGGUAUUGCAGACAUCAAGAAUGGAAAUAUUAGUGGCCUGACAAAGAAGGUCAAAGAAGAACGGCAAGUUGCCCUUAGCCAUUGUGAUGCGGCGGAUCUUUCGGUGUACCCCGAUGGAACCACAUCUUUCUCUCAAGACAACGCGGUGGAUCCUGGUGGCGAUGUAUCACCCGAUACUACCUCCAAGCAUCCCUUGAUCGUGGUGGCAUCCGCUCCGAAGCAAGCAGAUGCUUCAGGAGUUUCGGCAGACCAGAUCAGUUCACUUGUUGCUUUUGCACAGGAAGAAUUGGAUAACAGGACGAAGCACAAGGCCAUAUCAGAAGCAUCUGUGCAAUUUGCUGCAUCUAUAUUGGCUGGGAAUGGUAUCCAGACUGUCGUGGAGGACCCUAUCCGGGAGGCUGGGUCCCUGGUUCAUCCACCGAAGUUUUCAUGGGAAGUAAGUGAACAUGCCGGCACGCCUGGAGUGAUGAAGUGGGCUAAUGAACACCUGCUGGCUGGGGAGAAAGAAUAUGGCCUCAAGGUUGUAACGGGUGCAAUGUUUCCAAAGGUGAAAGGUAACAGGAAAAGCACCGCCGGAAAAGGUGACAUUGCCAUUGGAAAAUUGGAGAAUAUGGAGUUUUAUGAUCAUGGCGGAAAAGCGUGGGAAGAUUUCAUGAAGUUGAUCAAGUCUGCAGAAAUACGUCAACUUCAAAACCCUCCUCCACCUUCACUGGCAGCAAUCAAAGAAGACAACAAGGGCGAAGAAGACGAACAGAACUUGGAUGGCUUUGCCAUACCAGCUCACGAAAAAAAAAGACAGAGAGCAUUGGAUGACCAGGCAAUGCUAGAACGCAUGGCUGAUCACCUUGGUGAGCUCUAUGGUGAACGGCUGCAGUUGUCCCGUCGUGGGCUCAUGCUGAAGCAAGGAUUCCUGACUACUAUUUCUAGAAUCAUGAAGGUGUUAACAGAACACGCUUAUUACGGCAAAGUACUAGUAUCUAUCUUGUGGUAUCAAACUUAG